CUUUCCUCCACGUCUUCUUUCCUAUCCACUCCAAUUGGUUAAAGAGUAAAUUGGAAUAGGGAAAGCAUGUCACAUACACUGGUUCUUAUGCGUCACGGACAGUCGCAGUUGAACAACGCAUCAACAUUCUGUGGUUGGAUCGAUGCUCCACUGUCUACCAAGGGACAGGAUCAGGCGAAGGAGGCCGCAGAGUUGAUAGAACAGUACAACCUGGUCCCUGACGUGAUCUUCACUUCCAAAUUGACGAGAACUUGUCAAACUGCUAAGAUUAUCACCGAGACUUUACGCAGAGAAUGGAUCGACGUGACCAAGACGUGGAGGUUGAACGAGCGUCACUAUGGUGCACUACAAGGAAGAGUGAAGAGUGAAGUGCUGGAAGAGAUGGGUAAGGAAAAAUACAUGUUUGUUCGCCGUGCGUAUGAUGGUGUUCCACCAUUGGUUGAAGGAGAUGAUGCAUGCAUUGACCAGAGAUACAAUUUUGUACUAGAUGAACAUCUACCUCGUGGUGAGAGUCUUCAUAUGGUGGAGGACAGAUUGGAGCCCUACUUGCGCUCUCAGAUACUUGAGCAGCUAAGAUUGAACAAGACUGUGUUGGUGGUGGCACAUGGAAGCUCAGUACGUGCAAUUCUGAAGAUUAUUAAAGGAUUGUCUGCGGAGCAGAUAAAAGAAGUCAACAUCCCAAAUGGUAUACCAAUGAUGGUCAGAGUUGACGACGAACUACGCUGUGUAGGUAAAGAGGAAUACCUGGAUCCCGAAAUUGCACACCAGAUGGCAGAAGAAGUGAAAAACGAAGGAUUUCAUACAAAUUAGACAUAGAUCAAUACACCAGAGUUGUUUAGGCUUGUUCAACAGUAGCACUCUCCAUCUUAGUAUUGGCAUCUCGUAACCUCACCAACAAACUUCUGUAUAGUCCCUUUUGUAGAUUCAGUGCCAUUUUCUCUCUUCUGAGCCCAACAAACAUCUGUGCAACGUAUUCAUACUUCAAUCCAAUGUCGUCGAUGCUAUCCAUAACGUGUCUCAGUUCCUCUUCUUUGGACAUACCAGUAUCCAGAGAGUUCAAAGAGAUCUUUGCAGAGUUUAAGAAGCUAAUUGCAAGCUUAGCAUCAUGUUUCAACAGCCAGAGCCCAGUGUCUUUUCUAAACUCUUCUGAGCAAGGCUUCGCUAACUCACAAAUGAUGUGUAAUGACUCCUGCUUUUCAAACUGUUGGUCUGUAAUUUCACCAUCAACAAGUCUUUUAUGAAUCGUCACG
Williopsis jadinii is the source of this 1250-nucleotide messenger RNA. Its product is annotated as 2,3-bisphosphoglycerate-dependent phosphoglycerate mutase. Gene Ontology annotation, biological process: glycolytic process. The record is from RefSeq and is a predicted model, not a curated record. The coding region runs from base 67 to 810 and encodes 247 amino acids. Gene Ontology annotation, molecular function: intramolecular phosphotransferase activity. NCBI's taxonomy places the organism in Eukaryota, Fungi, Ascomycota, Saccharomycetes, Phaffomycetales, Wickerhamomycetaceae. The transcript has a single exon.